UCCAGCCGCGGGCCCCGCCCACUACCCCCUAGUAACGGCGCUCACCAUUGGUCGGAUGGCAUCCGGCUCAACCAAUGGGAGGCUCCGCUGUUGCUGCCCGGCCUCCGAGCUCUGUCAUGGCGGCGCCCUGUUUCCCGGCCGGCGUGAAGUGACGGGAUGUUAGGAUUUUUGUCAGCGAGACAAGCCGGCUUGGACCACCCUCUUCGCCUCCGGAGGGCGGAGUCCACGCGGAGGGUUUUGGGACUAGAGUUAAACAAAGACAGAGAUGUUGAAAGGAUCCAUGGCAGUGGAGUUAACACCCUGGACAUUGAACCUGUUGAAGCAAGAUACAUGUUAUCAGGUGGUUCAGAUGGUGUGAUUGUACUUUAUGAUCUUGAGAACUCCAGCAGACAACCUUAUUACACAUGUAAAGCAGUGUGUUCCGUUGGCAGAAACCAUCCUGAUGUUCACAAAUAUAGUGUGGAGACUGUACAGUGGUAUCCUCAUGACACUGGCAUGUUCACAUCAAGCUCAUUUGAUAAAACUCUGAAGGUGUGGGAUACAAAUACAUUACAAACUGCAGAUGUAUUUAAUUUUGAAGAAACCGUUUAUAGUCAUCAUAUGUCUCCAGUUGCCACCAAGCACUGUUUGGUAGCAGUCGGUACUAGAGGGCCCAAAGUACAGCUUUGUGACUUAAAGUCUGGAUCCUGCUCCCACAUUUUACAGGUUAUAUUUGCAGGUCACAGACAAGAAAUAUUGGCAGUUUCCUGGUCACCACGUUGUGAAUAUGUCUUGGCAACUGCAAGUGCUGACAGUAGAGUAAAAUUAUGGGAUGUGAGAAGAGCAUCAGGAUGUUUAAUUACUCUUGAUCAGCAUAAUGGAAAAAAGUCACAAGCUGUUGAAUCAGCAAACACUGCUCAUAAUGGGAAAGUUAAUGGCUUAUGUUUUACAAAUGAUGGGCUUCAUCUCCUUACUGUUGGUACGGAUAAUCGGAUGAGGCUCUGGAAUAGUUCCAGUGGAGAAAAUACACUAGAGAAUUACUGCUCUACUGAGCCACUGUGCAUGAUGCAAGUGUACCAUAUCUCUCAGGUAAACUAUGGAAAAGUUUGUAAUGACAGCAGAAAAGGAUUGAAAUUCACUGUCUCCUAUGGCUGCAGUUCAGAAUUUGUUUUUGUACCAUAUGGUAGCACCAUUGCUGUUUAUACAAUUUACUCAGGAGAACAGAUAACUAUGCUUAAGGGACAUUAUAAAAGUGUUGACUGCUGUGUGUUCCAGUCUAAUUUCCAGGAACUUUAUAGUGGCAGCAGAGACUGCAAUAUACUUGCUUGGGUACCAUCCUUAUAUGAACCAGUUCCAGAUGAUGAUGAGCCUACAACCAAAUCACAGUUAAAUCCAGCAUUUGAAGACGCAUGGAGUAGCAGUGAUGAGGAAGGAUGACUCUCAAUCCUGAGUACUUUUGUGUCUCUAUUGAUGAAACUUUUUGUUUUGUUUGAAAGAUUUUAUUUAUUUGAGAGAGAGAGACAAAGAUAGCAAAGGAGAGAGCAGGAGCUGGAGGAGAGGGAGAAGCAGGCUCCCCGGCUGAGCAGGGGCUUGAUCCCUGGACCCUGGGAUCAUGGCCUGAGCUGAAGGCCACCCAAGUGCCCCUGUAUUGAUGAAAUUUUUAAAAUAGGACUGUUUUUGUUGCUAUUGUUUUCCUCCUAUAUGGUGACAGCUAAAUUAGCCCUGAAUUUGGGUGAUUUUUUCACCCAUAUUUUAAAGUGAGGGUAGUAUUUGCAUGAAAUCCUGAAGCCAACUUUUAUAUAGUUUAUAUAAUCAAAACGUAUUUCCUUGAUCCCUGUUGCUAUGGCCUGGGGCAGCCCUUGUUGUUAUAGUAUACUCUCUAUACUGAAUCCUCUCUGUUGAGACACAUCCUGGCAAUCCCCAGGCCCUCAUGUGGGACUUUGAGCACAUUGUGUGAAGUAUAAGAUGCAGUGUCAGAGGAUGAGCAAGUAAAGAUUAUCAGCACUGAUUUUCUCCUACUAACUGUACCAUCACCUUGUUCAUUUUCACUUCCAAUGAUGCUUUUACUGCAGACAAUCAUAACAAAAAUGAUAGUUGAAAAGUUAACAUCCAGUUCUUUAAUCUUUUUUUUUCAUACAUUCAGUUUUUACAACGAUUUCAUUUAAUCAACCAUUGUAUAGCUUUUAGUUAAAUAUUUUUGGACUCAGUCCAAAAAGUAUGCAUCACAGAAGGUUUUUAACUUGGAGGAAAUCCCAUGUUUCCUUUAUUUUAAUGUACACCUUGUACUCCUGCUUGAACUCCCUUUCUGUGAAUCUCAUUAAGCGUGACCAAGUCCUGUUUCAUUCAUUAAAGCAGGAAAUGCCCUGGUGGGAAAUCUGGCUCAACAUGAAAUAUUGUCAUAAAAUUUUUAUUUUCUAUUCUUC
This is a messenger RNA of Canis lupus familiaris (dog), 2402 nucleotides long. It is a transcript of the gene ERCC8, whose product is annotated as ERCC excision repair 8, CSA ubiquitin ligase complex subunit. Gene Ontology annotation, molecular function: protein binding. The transcript has 13 exons. Bases 157 to 1416 code for a protein of 419 amino acids. Gene Ontology annotation, cellular component: Cul4A-RING E3 ubiquitin ligase complex; nucleotide-excision repair complex. The record is from RefSeq and is a predicted model, not a curated record. Gene Ontology annotation, biological process: protein polyubiquitination; transcription-coupled nucleotide-excision repair; proteasome-mediated ubiquitin-dependent protein catabolic process. Lineage: Eukaryota; Metazoa; Chordata; Mammalia; Carnivora; Canidae.